UUUUUUUUUUUUUUUUUUUUUGUGUUUUUCAAUCCUCUCUCCGCCGCGCAUGAACUGUGCCUCCGGCAGGAAUUGAAGCUGGUCGGUUUCCUAGUUUCUUUUCACCAUGUACAUAAAGAAGGUUGUAAUUGAGGGAUUCAAGAGCUACAAAGAACAAAUUACUACCGACGAAUUCAGUCCUAAAGUUAAUUGUGUUGUUGGUGCCAAUGGAUCAGGAAAGUCAAACUUUUUCCAUGCGAUUCGUUUUGUUCUGAGCGAUCUCUUCCAGAACCUGCGCAGUGAAGAUAGGCACGCGCUGCUUCAUGAAGGUGCAGGGCACCAGGUUUUAUCUGCAUUUGUGGAGAUUGUUUUUGAUAAUUCUGACAAUCGCAUCCCGGUUGACAAGGAGGAAGUGCGCCUCCGACGGACCAUUGGCUUGAAAAAGGAUGAGUAUUUUUUGGAUGGAAAACAUAUUACGAAAACAGAAGUAAUGAAUUUACUGGAAAGUGCUGGGUUCUCCCGGUCUAAUCCUUACUAUGUUGUGCAGCAAGGCAAGAUAGCAUCUUUGACAUUGAUGAAAGAUUCUGAGCGGCUGGACUUGCUGAAGGAAAUUGGAGGUACUCGAGUUUAUGAGGAAAGACGCCGUGAAAGUUUGAAAAUCAUGCAAGAAACUGCUAAUAAAAGGAAGCAGAUAAUUCAAGUUGUUCAGUACUUGGAUGAUAGAUUGAAGGAACUGGAUGAAGAAAAGGAGGAACUUAGAAAAUAUCAGCAGCUUGACAAGCAGAGAAAGUCAUUAGAAUACACAAUUUAUGAUAAGGAGCUUCAAGAUGCUCGACAGAAAUUGGAUGAGAUAGAAGUUACUCGAGCUCAGGUUUCUGAGGAAUCAACUAGGAUGUAUAACCGUGUGCUGGAUGACCGUGAAAAGUCCAAGGACCUGGACCAGAAGAUAAAAGAUCUAACCAAAGAACUGCAAAGCUUAAACAAAGAUAAAGAAGCUGUAGAGAAGCAACUAGCUGAAGCUAUGAAGAAGCAUACAGCACUUGAGCUUGAUGUUAAAGACCUACAAGAGAAAAUUUCCGGGAACAUGCAAGCUAAAGAUGAUGCAGUGAACCAGUCGCAUAUGCUACAGCAGGAAAUUCAAAACUCUAUGGAGGAGCUUGAAAAAAUUAAGCCUGCAUAUGAGAGCCAAGUCAAGAAGGAAGAAGAAAUAACUAGAGGGAUCAUGGAGCGUGAAAAGCAGCUUAGCAUCCUUUAUCAGAAACAAGGUCGUGCGACCCAGUUUUCAAGUAAAGCUGCUCGUGAUGAAUGGCUUCAAAAGGAAAUUGACGAUCUCCAACAAGUGCUUUCUUCAAAUUUGGCCCAGGAGAAAAAACUUCUGGAUGAAAUUAAUCAGCUCAAUGCUGACUUAGAGGAGCGGAACAGCUACAUUGAGAGCCGAAGAACUGAAAUUGAAAGUUUAGAAUCCCUGAUCUCCAGGUCACGUGAAGGGUUCAAUUAUCAUAGAACACAGAGGGACAGGUUACAGGAUGAAAGGAAGUCCCUAUGGGGCAAAGAAAAUGAACUUUCUGCUGAAAUUGAUAAGCUUAAAGCUGAAGUUGACAAGGCAGAGAAGAGCCUUGAUCAUGCAACUCCUGGAGAUGUAAGAAGAGGGCUGAAUUCUGUUCGGCGGAUCUGCAAAGAAUACAAGGUCAAUGGCGUGUUUGGUCCAAUUAUUGAAUUGCUUGACUGUGAUGAGAAGUUUUUUACUGCUGUUGAAGUAACUGCUGGAAACAGCUUAUUUCACGUUGUUGUUGAAAGUGAUGAGAUCUCAACCCAGAUAAUUAAACAUCUUAACUCAUUAAAGGGUGGGCGAGUUACUUUUAUUCCUCUGAAUCGGGUGAAGGCUCCACAUGUUAACUAUCCACAGAGUUCUGACGUGAUACCUUUGUUAAAAAAAUUGAAGUUCUCUCAGGAGUUCACUCCAGCAUUUGGGCAGGUAUUUGGAAGAACUGUGAUUUGCCGAGAUAUAGAUGUUGCUACAAGAGUUGCCAGGACUGAUGGUCUGGAUUGCAUAACUUUGGAAGGUGAUCAAGUGAGCAAGAAAGGUGGUAUGACGGGGGGUUUCUAUGAUUAUAGGCGCUCAAAGUUGAAGUUCAUGAACGUAAUUAUGCAAAAUAAAAAGGCAAUCAACUUGAAGGAGAAGGAAUUGGAAAUUGUCAGAAUUAAGCUUCAAGAUAUCCUUUUUAUUUUGUUUUGGUUUUCAUACCAAAAAAUCACAGAACUUGUCUCUGAGCAGCAGAAACUUGAUGCCAAGCGAGUUCAUGAUAAAUCAGAAUCGGAACAGCUUAAGCAGGAUAUUGCUAAUGCCAAAAAGCAGAUACAGUUCAUUUCCAAAGCUCUUGAAAAUAAGAAAAAAUCUCUUGCAGAUGUUCAGACGCAAAUUCACCAGCUUAAAGCUAGUAUAAAUGUCAAACAUGCUGAAAUGGGCACAGAGCUUGUUGAUCAUUUAACACCACAAGAAAGAAACCACCUGUCGCGAUUGAACCCUGAAAUUAAAAAUCUUAAAGAGCAGCUUAUCAAUUGCAGGACUGAUCGCAUUGAGACUGAAACAAGAAAAGCAGAGCUAGAGACUAAUCUGACAGCCAACCUUAAGAGGCGGAAGCAAGAGUUGGAAGCAAUAAUAUAUGCUGCAGAGUCUGACACGUUGCUUGGUGAAGCUGAACUGAAGAAGCAGGAGUUGAAGGAUGCUAAAUCAUUGGUUGAAGAUGCAAAGCAGCAGCUCAAAAGAGUUUCUGAUGGAAUAGAUGAGCGAAAAAGGCAACUUAAGGAGGUCAAAGAUGAGAAAAAUAACAUAAAGACUGCAGAAGACGACUAUGAGAGGUCACUGCAGGAUCGUGCAAAGGACUUAGAACGCUUGUUGAGCAGUCGGAGUAAUCUUCUUGCUAAACAGGAAGAGUACUCGAAGAAGAUAAGGGAAUUGGGUCCACUGUCAUCAGAUGCUUUUGACACGUAUAAGAGGAAGAGCAUCAAAGAAUUGCAGAAAAUGCUGCACAGGUGUAAUGAACAGCUUCAACAGUUCAGCCAUGUAAACAAGAAAGCACUUGACCAGUAUGUAAAUUUCACAGAGCAGAGAGAAGAACUACAGAAAAGGCAAGCUGAACUGGAUGCAGGUGACGAGAAAAUUAGAGAACUCAUAACGGUUUUAGAUCAGCGGAAGGAUGAGUCUAUAGAACGCACAUUCAAAGGUGUUGCUCGGCACUUUCGAGAAGUAUUCUCUGAACUUGUGCAAGGUGGCCAUGGUCAUUUGGUUAUGAUGAAGAAAAAGGAUGGUGAGCCUGGUGAUGAUGACCAAGACGAUGAUGGACCUCGUGAAGCAGAUGCAGAGGGAAGGGUUGAAAAAUACAUUGGAGUAAAAGUGAAGGUUUCUUUUACUGGACAAGGAGAGACACAGUCCAUGAAACAGCUGUCUGGAGGCCAGAAAACUGUUGUUGCCCUCACAUUAAUAUUUGCCAUACAGCGAUGUGAUCCUGCUCCCUUCUAUCUUUUUGAUGAAAUAGAUGCAGCACUUGAUCCUCAGUACAGAACUGCUGUUGGAAAUAUGAUUCGUCGACUGGCAGACAUGGCGAAUACUCAAUUCAUAACCACAACAUUUCGGCCAGAGCUUGUGAAAGUUGCUGAUAAGAUUUAUGGGGUGACACAUAAGAACAGGGUGAGCCGUGUCAAUGUUGUCCGCAUGGAAGAUGCAUUGAAUUUUAUCGAGCAUGAUCAAUCUCACAAUGCUGAUUAAGCUAAGUUCAGUCGACCAUGAAGUCAGAUGUUUUAGACUACUCAUCUGUGUCAUGCUGUGUACCAUAUAGAUAUGCUAGAUGGUUAGGAGUGAUUUCUUUAGAUUGAUGUCUGGAUGCUAGCGUUGUGUUGGAAAUAUUGAGGACGUAGUAGGAAGCUAUUUGACAUGUAGCUGUUUCACCUGUAUAACAGGUUACAUGUUUUUCAAUGUGAAGCCUUGCGCACAUCACUGGUUUUCAAAAUAUGUUUAGUGUCGUCAAGCUCCAAUGAUAUGUUUAGUCAUGCCAAGCAUCAGCAAGGAAAUAAGGUUUGCAUUGGGCUCGAGUAUGAAUUUGAGCUUGUGUUAAUUUACUUAAUCAAGCAUGAAGUCACAA
Molecule: messenger RNA, 4118 nt
Organism: Rubroshorea leprosula
Lineage: Eukaryota; Viridiplantae; Streptophyta; Magnoliopsida; Malvales; Dipterocarpaceae
Source: the annotation of a GenBank genome assembly